AAAAGCAAGCACAGUCUAUGUCAAGUAGUUCAGAGUCUCCUCGUAUCACUUCGUAUAAAUCAUGCGUUUCCCCUUCCUCCUCCUCGUCACUGCUUUGGUAGCGUGUAUGUCUGUCACUGCAUGCCACCACGGAGGCAAAAAAUGCAAGAAGGACAGUCAAUGCUGCACUGGCUUGAGUUGUCGUUGGGACGGUGACGCGAAAGGUCACAAAACCUGCCAGGAGUAGACUGCUUACCGAUGGGCUGGUACCCUGUCCAUGAGCACGUCUAGACAUUUGUUGCUGACUCGGUCAACGUGGUUGUUCCUGGAGUCUGGACAAAUGUUCCCGUUUCAUGAGCAACAGAGGCGCCUUUGUAUUCGU
Suillus subaureus is the source of this 361-nucleotide messenger RNA. RefSeq lists its product as uncharacterized. Bases 62 to 226 code for a protein of 54 amino acids. The transcript has 3 exons. The record is from RefSeq and is a predicted model, not a curated record. Lineage: Eukaryota; Fungi; Basidiomycota; Agaricomycetes; Boletales; Suillaceae.